This is a messenger RNA of Amphimedon queenslandica, 916 nucleotides long. RefSeq names its product trace amine-associated receptor 1-like. Gene Ontology annotation, cellular component: membrane. The coding region runs from base 140 to 838 and encodes 232 amino acids. Gene Ontology annotation, biological process: G protein-coupled receptor signaling pathway. The record is from RefSeq and is a predicted model, not a curated record. Lineage: Eukaryota; Metazoa; Porifera; Demospongiae; Haplosclerida; Niphatidae. Gene Ontology annotation, molecular function: G protein-coupled receptor activity. The transcript has a single exon.
AUUCUUUACUUCUCUCAUACUGGCACACCUUGUAUUGACACUCUCUCUUCCUUUCUCCAUUGCUGCAUUAGCUGCUCGUGAGUGGGUUGUUGGUGACACUGAUGAGGAGAAGCAAGGAACCUGUGGCUUUACUGCUUUUAUGAUAUUAUUUAGUGUCUAUGUAAUGCUCAUGACACUGAGUCUCAUAUCAAUUGAUCGGUUCCUUUUUAUAGUAAAGCCUCAUCUCCACAAGCGGUUCAUGAGUCCAAGGGUAGCUCUGGUCCUUGUCAUUAUUGUGUGGAUAGUCCCUGCUGCCUUUUUCUCUUCAGGAUUCAUCAAUGGAUCUGGUGCCGAAUUCCGCUAUAUAGAUUAUCUGGGAGUCUGUUCUGCUUUUACCACCAGUCCUGUUAUGGCCAUCUUCCGCUUUUUCUUUGCUUCGUUAAUGGUAAUUAUCAUUAUUAUCACUUCAGUUUGGACGUUUUGCUUCACUCGUAAGUUUAUUAAUAAUCAGUCAAUGAUAGUAGAAGAGAGUGUCUAUGCUUCAAAGAAGAAGAGGUUGUUUGGGUCCAUGCUACUGGUCUAUGGGAUAUGCUUCACUCCUAGCAUAUUCUUUUCUACGUUAGUGGCUAUUGUUGAUUCUCCCGGUGCUCUUACACUGACUGCUCUGAUGUUAUUCUUCUUUGCCGUUAUCCCGAGUCCAGUCAUUCAAGCUUACUUCAGGCCAGAGAUCAAUAGUGUUAUUGUUGAUAUUGUUUGUCGUAAGAUGCUGAAGAAGAAACCUAAUAAAUUAGCUACAUCAAGUACAUGUGAUUCAUCAUCUGCUGCAGUGGAAUUGCGUGUUAGCUCACUUGAUCCAUAAACUAUGUACAUUCAUUCAUCCAUUGACUUUAUUCUUGAGUAUAAGUUUUUAAUGUUACAGACAUUAUGUAUACAUGCA